Molecule: messenger RNA, 2604 nt
Organism: Harpia harpyja (harpy eagle)
Lineage: Eukaryota; Metazoa; Chordata; Aves; Accipitriformes; Accipitridae
Gene: WNT16
Product: Wnt family member 16
Exons: 4
Coding region: 62-1177 (371 amino acids)
Biological process (GO): canonical Wnt signaling pathway; neuron differentiation; cell fate commitment
Cellular component (GO): extracellular region
Molecular function (GO): cytokine activity; frizzled binding
Source: RefSeq, a predicted model, not a curated record
CGUCCCCCUCCGUCCCUGCCGCCCGGGCAGCGGCGUGGCGGCGGGGCUCGAUGCGGCGGCCAUGGGGCGCGGGCCCCCCCUCGGACCGCGCCUGCUGCUGCGGGCGGCCUUGCUGCUGGCCCUCUGCUCCCCCGCCGCCGGCGGCACCUGGAUGUGGCUGGGCAUCGCCGCCGCCGGCGGGCCGGAGAAGCCGGGCUGCGCCAGCCCGCCGCUAAGCCGCCGGCAGCAGGACCUGUGCAAGCAGAAGCCGGAGCUGGUGCCCGCCAUCCGGGAGGGAGCUCGCCUGGGCCUCCAGGAGUGCCGCAGCCAGUUCCGACACGAGCGCUGGGACUGCCGCCCGCCGCCCGCCGCCCGCCGCGGACCCGCCGCCGCCGCCGCCCCCGCCUCCCCCGCCGCCGCCGCCUUCGGGCACCAGCUCAGCAGCGGCACGAAGGAGACCGCGUUCAUAUACGCAGUGACGUCGGCAGGCCUCGUGCAUUCGGUGACGCGAUCGUGCAGCGCAGGAAACAUGACCGAGUGUUCCUGCGACAUGAACCUGCGGCAUGGCGGCUCGGCCAGCGAGGGCUGGCACUGGGGCGGCUGCUCUGACGACAUCCACUAUGGAAUGUCGUUCAGCAGAAGGUUCCUGGAUGUGCCCGUUAAGAACGUAACGGGCAAGAGCGGGAGCGGACUGGCGGCGAUGAACCUGCACAACAACGAGGCUGGGAGGCAGGCUGUAGCAAAGCUGAUGUCAGUGGAUUGCCGUUGUCACGGUGUUUCUGGGUCCUGUGCUGUGAAAACUUGCUGGAAAACAAUGUCCUCCUUUGAAAAGAUUGGCCGGUUUCUAAAAGAUAAGUAUGAAAACAGCAUACAAAUAUCAGACAGACUGAAAAAAAAGCUACGCAGGAAAGAAAAAAGCCAGCGAAAAAUACCAAUCAGGAAAGAAGACCUGCUGUAUGUGAACAAAUCGCCCAAUUACUGUGUCGAAGACCAAAAAUUGGGGAUCCCUGGGACUCAGGGAAGGGAAUGUAACCGCACCUCGGACGGACCCGACGGCUGCAACCUCCUCUGCUGUGGGCGCGGGUACAACACCCAUGUUGUCAGGCACGUGGAAAGGUGUGAAUGCAAGUUUGUCUGGUGCUGCUACGUGCGCUGCCGGAGGUGCGAGACCAUGACCGACGUACACACCUGCAAAUAAGAUGAAGUACAGAAAACGACGGCCAAACCAUCCUGCACUGUUUGGUACACACAACUGCCGCGCAGGCAGCAAUUACUCUUGUCAUGUGGGAUUUGCAGGGGGAUCAGCCUCGGGAAGGGGUAUUGCCAGACACCGGGUAGUCCAAGCAUUUGGCGAAUGAAAGAGCAACCGAAUGAAUAGCAGCCUGCACACAGGGACAGCUAAAACAGCAAAAAAGGACUCCUAAGGACACAUUUGAACAUGUAACUCUAUGAGCAGGGACAGACACUAAACUUUCCCAGUCUUUAAUAGCCACAACGUCCUGACGAUCCACGUGGUCGGUAGGUACAGUGGAGAAAACUCAAGAUCUCGUUAGCCAGAGACUGAAUGGACUAGAUGGAUCCACUAGGUGGUUCAUUUCUGCAGGCUUUAGGGAAAAAAACCCAAAGAUAAGGGAAAUGUCGUGCUGUUGACCAUGAAGCAUUUGCUUUGCAACCGUUCAGAAAGCUGUCUUCUGCAUAAUAUGCAGAAAAGCAUCUGGUACUGAGAAACAGGCGUGACUGCAGAGAGCUGGGCACUGCCUGGGUGGAAGGGGAAGGUCCAUUGGCGUGGAGCAAGCUGUGUCCAGAGUAGAGGGGCUGGAGGACAGCUUGAUGGACAUGAACGGUCUACCAAAUAGCAACCUUGGGACUUUUAUAGGUUGUCUUUCAAAUGCAGAAAGGACAGGUCUGAGGUGGGACAGAAAUAUAGUUUGGUAUUUGAAGGAAAUAAAAUCCUUCACAGACAUUUCCUCAGUAUCUGAACACACAAUUUGCGAGUCAGCCGGUCAUCACCCCACUGUUGGACUGUAUGCAAUAACCUGCCAUGUUCAACCAUCUCGCUGGUGGUUCACCAUCAUUUUCACAAUUAACCAUACGAGAUACAGCCCGAAGAAAUGUGUCAUAAAGUGAAAGAUUUUUUUAAAACAUUGUUUUCUCUUACAGAAGCAGCACCUAGAACUUUUCAUUAGGUUGCAUCCUAAGUAAGUUCAAUGCACAAUGUAAUUUAUGGAUUGGCUUACACCACUAAAAUAUUUAAUAUUUUGUUAUUGAUAACAUUUUCUCCCCCUCCAUAUGUUGGCUUAAUUUUAUUUUACAUCUGUGAAAGUUUGUUUAUUUUUAUGCAAUGAUUUAAUGCCUGGCUUAAAAAGCAUCAUGUGAAAGGAUUUCUGUUGUUUAAAUGUGCAAAGACCUAUUUUUGAUAAGACAAGAAAGUUUAUAUUUUGUAAAUAUUUAAAUUAUGCAAGUUAUGUAAAAGGUUUCCGAAACUAAUGUGAUAAGAUUACAUACAGCCUUUGACAUCUGUUGGUUAGAUAUUUGUUACUAUUGUAGUAGCCUUUAAUAGAUUAUUUGCAUGUGCAGGGGGAAAUUAGUCAGAGAAUUACAUAAAUGUUCUUUUUUUUACCAUCA